CCUCACGGCUGGUCAGGUGACUGGUGCUGGGGCAGCUGGACGGCCAGCUUCAUCUAUCUCCUCGCACAUUCUCAUAAAGCUGUUCCAGCAGCACCGCAGGGAGCGCGGAGACCGUCAGCAGCGAGUCUGAUCCGGCCUGACUCAGUGCAGAGUGCGCAGUCUCGGUCCAGGAGUCCAGGAUGGGCGAGCGGGCGGCGAUUCUGCUCUUUUUAGUGGCGACCUCGGCGCUUGCUGUCGAGGUGCCAUCAGAUGAUUCGGUGGGUUUGCUGGCAGAGCCUCAGGUAGCCAUGUUCUGCGGGAAGCUCAACAUGCACAUCAGCGUCCAGAGCGGAAAGUGGGAGUCUGAUCCUUCUGGAACCAAGAGCUGCAUCGGAACUAAGGAGGGAAUUCUGCAGUACUGCCAGGAGGUUUACCCAGACCUGCAGAUCACUAAUGUAGUGGAAGCCAACCAGCCAGUCAGCAUCCAGAACUGGUGCAAGAAAGGCCGUCGUCAGUGCCGCAGCCACGUGCACAUUGUGGUGCCCUACCGCUGCCUGGUUGGGGAAUUUGUGAGCGACGCCCUUCUGGUUCCUGAUAAGUGCAAGUUCCUGCACCAGGAGAGGAUGGAUAUGUGUGAGAGCCACCUGCACUGGCACACUGUGGCUAAAGAGUCCUGUGGCGAUCAGACCAUGAAUCUUCAUGACUUUGGGAUGCUGCUGCCGUGCGGUAUUGAUCGUUUCCGCGGUGUGGAGUUUGUGUGCUGCCCGGUGGAGGAGCAGAGAGACUCCGAUGCUGAGGAGCAGGAGGAGGCCAACUCAGAUGUGUGGUGGGGAGGUGCUGAGACUGAGUACAGUGACAGACAAGCCCCUUCAGAACCUCAGGAGCAAGAGCCAGAGCCUCUCACCACAGAGGAUGACGAGGACACCGAUGAUGAUGAUGAUGAUGACGAAGAAGAAGAGGCUUGGGAUAACGAUGAGGACGGUGAUGGUGUGGAAGAUGCUAAUGAGGAGGACGAUGAGGACGAAGAUGCCACAAAUGAGCGUGACACCAGUGAGCAAGCCUCAAAUGUUGCUAUGACAACAACCACUACUACAACCACUGAGUCUAUAGAGGAGGUUGUGCGAGCCGUGUGCUGGGCCCCACCACGGAGGGGUCCGUGCCGUGCCACACUGUCCCGCUGGUACUUUGUGGCGGAGACAGGCCGCUGUGCCCCCUUCAGCUUCGGGGGUUGUGGGGGCAACCGCAAUAACUUUGAGUCGGAGGAAUACUGCAUGGCUGUGUGCAGCAGCAGUGUGUUGCCCACCAUGGCCCCCAGUCCUCCCGAUGCUGUGGGCCGCUACCUUGAGGCACCAGGAGAUGAUAAUGAACACGCUCACUUCCAGAAGGCCAAAGAACGUCUAGAGGCCAAACACAGGGAGAGGAUGUCCGAGGUAAUGAGAGAAUGGGAGGAGGCAGAGAGGCAGGCUAAGAGUCUUCCUCGUGCUGAUAAGAAGGCUGUCAUUCAGCAUUUCCAGGAGAAAGUAGAAGCACUGGAGCAAGAGGCGGCCAGUGAGAGGCAGCAGCUGGUGGAAACUCACAUGGCUCGUGUGGAGGCUCUUCUUAAUGACCGCCGUCGCCUGGCUCUGGACAGCUACCUGACUGCCCUGCAGGCUGACCAGCCCCGGCCUCGCCAGGUGCUCAGCCUGUUCAAGAAGUAUGUGCGUGCUGAACAGAAGGACCGGCAACACGCCCUCAAACACUUCGAGCAUGUGCGCAUGGUGGACCCCAAGAAAGCUGCUCAGAUCCGACCUCAGAUGCUGACCCAUCUGCGGGUGAUUGAGGAGCGUCUGAAUGAAAGUCUAGGAUACCUCAACAAGGUUCCACGAGUGGCCAAUGAAAUCCAAGACCAAGUUGCGGUGCUGAUGCAGCAUGUCCAGGCCGAGGCCACACAGCAGCUGUCCUCCCUCCAGACAGACAUGAGAGUGAGUUACGGUAAUGAUGCCCUGAUGCCAGACCUGCCGGACAGCACCACCUCUCUGGACGCACUGCCCCCGGAGGAGGACGGCCUGGGCUUCAUCCACCCGGAAAGCUUCAAUCAGGCCAACACCGACAACCACGUUGAACCCGUUGAUGCCCGUCCAGCUCCAGAUAGGGGACUGCCCACACGACCUGUGUCUGGCUUGAAACCUGAAGAGAUGCCAGAGGUGAGGAUGGACACUGAAGAGAGGCGCAGUGCUGGAUAUGAAGUACAUCAGAAACAGGUGUUUUACGCUGAAGACAUGGGCUCUAAUAAGGGAGCUAUUAUUGGUCUGAUGGUGGGCGGUGUCGUCAUAGCGACGGUCAUUGUCAUCACCCUCAUAAUGCUGAGGAAGAAGCAGUACACUUCCAUCCACCACGGAGUCAUAGAGGUCGACGCCGCAGUGACCCCAGAGGAACGCCACCUCACUAAGAUGCAGCAGAACGGCUAUGAGAACCCCACCUACAAGUUCUUUGAACAGAUGCAGAACUAACAAGCAUCUCCAUCACCCCCCUGCCCCCUCAUUCACCCCACUACAUCAGGACAGAGAACACAAGCUCACCCCUCAUCCGCACUAACGGUGAGCUCUGUUGCCAUUGAGAUGAGAGCGGCUUCUACCACCCGACCAUUUCAUCCAAUCACAGAUGAGUGUUCACUUUGUUUUGCACAAAAAAAAAAAAAAAAAACGAAAAAUGCAUCGCCGUCGCUCACCCAGCCAUUUGUCCAUCUGUCUGUUCUUCUGGGCACUUCUCAGUCACGUCAAGGUCCAGGCAAUUCCCGGGCCAAGUUCUGUCUCUAUUUCCUCUCAGUCUCUGGAUCAACUCUCUUCCUUUCCACGUCAUCCAUGUGUCCUCUCUGCUCCAUGCUUCUUUCUUCCCCUGCUCUUAAUGUCUUCACCCCCCGUCUCUUCCCUCCAUCAUCAUGUCUUUGUCCCAGGCGUACAGACGACAGCUGUGCUGGACUCAAGUCCGACAGACUCCAACCUCUAAGGAUGGCUAGAAGCAGAAUAAUGUACUCAUCAUUGAGCUUUUUUUCCAUUUCAGGACCAAUCUGUCCUUGCAGGUCUGUUUUUCCAGAAAAAUAUUUUUAAAAAAUUCCAAAAAUACAUAUUAUAAAUAUAUAUAAAUAUAUAUAAAAACCUUAAGGAAAUAAUGAAAAAUGAAUGUUUGUUUUUUAUUUUGUGUGUAAUAAUGUAUUGAAAUAAGGCAGAAAAUAGCUGUACCUAUUUAGUGCAUGGCAGUUACGACAGGGAGGCGUCGACCUCUCUGAUGUAGAAAUUCUAGCAGGAUUGUACAUUUUAGUGUUUUCUCGUGAUCACGUAAUUUUAAAGCAUUAGAAGAGUUCCAAAAAAUCUGUUUUGAGGCUAUGUUGUCACUAAGGACAUGCUUUAAAUGAAGUUAGUGCUUUUUCUUUUCCUCUCUUUUAGAGUACACCACAACAUGCGCACAUACACACACACACUUACACACACACAUGUUCACACACAAACAACACGGCUGCAUGGGCCUGAGAAGCUGUAUGUAAUAUGAUAAUGAAGUGUAAUAUAAGCCCAUGUGUUUUGUUGACAUUCUAUGCACUCUGUAUGUUGUCUUUUUCUAGGGGCCUCUACAUCCUGCCCUGUUUCACUUUCAUUCAUUCCGUGUCGGGAGUUAUUAUGAGAAGGAAAACAGUGGAAUUUUACUGUUUAAAUAUCCACCAUUUUGGAUUAAUGAUUAGGAUUCCACUUCCCAUUUGCUUUCCUGUGUGUCUGUGAUAUUCACAAACACUAAAUGGGACAAAAGUUCUGCACCUUUUCUCCUCAUUCCUCCAGUUAUCCUUCACUCUGUUUAUCUCUCCUAGUGGUAGCGAUGGCAAAUUCAAGAUUCAAGAAAGAAAAUGAUCCACAUCAGGAUUGGGCAUUUCUAAUGUGAGAACCAGAUUUGGAUCCAUGUUUAAAGAACCAGAUUUGAAAUAGAGAUUGUGUGAAUAAAGACGUGUGAACAACCUGUAAUUUGUUAAAGAGCUUUUACACCAUGGUUCUUCUAUGGCUUAAUGCAAAGCGCCAUUUAAAGCUCAUUUUUUUAUUAAGUACUUUUAUUACAAACUAAUUGUUACUAAUUGGUAACUACAUGCAAAGCAAUACAAACAGACUUAGAUGUUCCAAAGUUGAAGGAGGAAAGAAAGCCAGGAACCAUCAGAGGGUCUGCAGCGUUUAAGUUCUAAGCUGUCGGACUGAAGUGCUGGUAAGGAUUUUACUUUCUAGAUCUGAAUCUGCCUUCGCUGCACACAGGCAGGCUAGAAGUGCUAUAAGAGCCUUAGGGUGAUAAUUGCGUUGAUAUGAAAAUCUGCCAAGCAGCUUCAUAUCAAAAUUCUCAUUAACGCACUCUUUCCCAAACCCUUGCCUUUCUUUUAACAGUGCUAAGCAUGUGUUCAAAGUCAUUUCACUUGUAAGAGAAUGUAAGGAGAAUGGUAAAGGAAGUGUAAAUAUUAAAGGUGGUCCACAAUGAAACAAUACACAAGUCCUUCAGCCGAAGCAGAUGUGGCACAAACUUUGUGGAAGUUCACAGCAAUGACAACACUCCACUCAUUCACUCCCUCCGUUCAUUGACAGGAGAGCUUAUAUCAGGUGUUGGUUAUGCAAGAAUCCUCAGAGAUUAAAAAAAAGUGUCAGUGGUCAGUAUGGUGCAGUAAAGAAAGAGAUGGCUCCUCCAACCUUUCCCAGUCUCACCUUUCUGUGUAUAUUUCCUUGUAUGUAUCUGUCCAGUUCAUUGGCUUAGACUGGGGGAAAGGCUUUCUACACUGUAUUCCAUUAAUAAAGUUUUGAAUGUACAUACA
Astyanax mexicanus (Mexican tetra) is the source of this 4789-nucleotide messenger RNA. RefSeq names its product amyloid beta (A4) precursor protein b (gene appb). Gene Ontology annotation, cellular component: membrane raft; Golgi apparatus; plasma membrane. Bases 180 to 2468 code for a protein of 762 amino acids. Gene Ontology annotation, biological process: axonogenesis; central nervous system development. NCBI's taxonomy places the organism in Eukaryota, Metazoa, Chordata, Actinopteri, Characiformes, Acestrorhamphidae. The record is from RefSeq and is a predicted model, not a curated record. The transcript is spliced from 17 exons. Gene Ontology annotation, molecular function: transition metal ion binding; signaling receptor binding; heparin binding.